Molecule: messenger RNA, 2854 nt
Organism: Neofelis nebulosa (Clouded leopard)
Lineage: Eukaryota; Metazoa; Chordata; Mammalia; Carnivora; Felidae
Product: vomeronasal type-1 receptor 4-like
Exons: 1
Coding region: 1751-2818 (355 amino acids)
Biological process (GO): G protein-coupled receptor signaling pathway
Cellular component (GO): membrane
Molecular function (GO): pheromone receptor activity
Source: RefSeq, a predicted model, not a curated record
GGAGAUUAGCUAAAGCCUCCCCAGGAUAUUGGGAUUUCCAUUGUCCUUUGCGGACCCUGUAUGUGCUGGUAGAUAUCGUUACUCCUAUGGCAAAUAUAGCAAGAAGGAACAAAUAUUUAGGAUGCUGCUCUCCUGAAAUUUUUUAAACCAAAUCUCAGACCCAUUAUAAGCACCAUUAUUAUUCUGUGAUGUUUCAUCGUUGACCUCCAAUCUGGACCUUUUGGUCCAUAAGUUUUCUUUCUGUACGGACUCAUUGAGCCAGCCAAACACAUGCACAGAAUCUUCUCAGCUCCCUGAAAUUUUAUUUUGAUGGUUUGUAUUUAAAAAACUAGAAGAUCUACACGUUUUAAUGAUGCAACUCACUGGUAUUUCACAAGUGACCACACCGGUGUGUGCAAUUCCAAGAUGAAGAAACAGGUGGUUGUCAGAAUUCCGGGUAUCUUCUUGUGUUCUCUCUAAGUCACUGUCCCCACGGGUAUAGUUUUCUUGGCUAUCUUUGUAGGAUUGUGAUGUUUGGGAAUAGGUUCAUAGAUUCAUAACUCUCCAAGAUUGGAAAGAUUAGAUCACUUUUCCCAUUUUGUACUUGAUAUAAAUGGAGUCAUACUGCCUGAAUGUGUAAUGAUGACUUAUUUCUCAUGCCAUAUGACUUUUGAAAAUUGAUUUGUAUUCUUGCGUAGUCUUGUUAGCAUUUUAGAUCUGCUGUAGAAGACUCCAUGGUGUGACUAUGAAAACAUUCACUGAUGGCUGGUCCUGUUAAUGGGAAGUGGGUAUUCCUGAGUUUGGACUACUAUGAGUAACGAGUAGUGCUGGUAUAUAAUUCUGUAACCAGUCUUUUAGGGAUAGCAGACAAACUUUGUUGAGUAUAUUCAUAGCUGUAUAUUUGUUGGGACAUAGUAUAUCCAAGAUAGCUAAAGUUUAUACUACCACACAGUUUCCAAAUUUUAAUGUUUGCCAGUAGUUUCAAGAUUCUUGGUUGAUCCACAAGUUUGCAAAGACUUGUUGUUUCUCUCAUUCUCCUUUUAUUCUUUUUUUUAAAGUUUGUUUAUUUUAGUAAUCUCUGUACCCAAUGAUGUGUCUGAACUCACAACCCUGAGAUCAAGAGUCUCAUGGUCUUCCACCUGAGCCAACAAGGCACCCCUGUCCUCCUUGUUUUAGAUUUUUAUGUCGUGUUUGAUGGCACCAGGCGGUAGUGUCAUAUUUGAAAUUAUGUGACUACUAUAGACAUAGAACAUUUUUACACCUGUAUUAUCUAUUGAGUACCCUCUUAUUUGAAGUUUCUGUUGAAACGGUUUGUCCAUUGUUUAUUCUCUUGUGUGGUCUUCAGGAAUUCUUUCUGCUGGUUACAAAUUGUGUGUGUGUGGUGGGGAUGUUUGGAUGAGAACCACCCAUUCAUGUAAUACAAAGUCAUUUUACUGGCAUGGUUAAUGUGCCCUGUGCUGUUCAAGAAAUAAUAUCGUGUUCUAAGGUAUAGACAUUUUUUUUUCUUUUUCAGGAUGAAUCCAUUGUACCUUUAAGAUUUAUGUAAGCAAUCCAGUCAGACUUAAUUCGUUUUAGGAAGUGAUAGUGAUCAAGUUUUCCUUUUUCCAAUAUAACUUGCACAUUUCAGGUUCUGAAAAUGUUGCCUUGUGCUUUCUUUCCAUUUGCUCUCACCUGUCAUUGCUUCUCCAGGAUAACAGCACCUCAUCCUUACUGUGGACUUUUCAGUUAAAUAGACUACAAAUCUCUCCAUCUCUUCCAAUCACAGGAAGUCAUGGCAAUCAAAUCGGAGCACUCAAUUCAUGUUAUUUGUGGUGUAAAAACCUUCAGUGAGGCUUUGCCCAGAGAAAUGAUUGUUGUUCAUAAUAUAAAGGAAAACAUGUAUGAUAGAUUAGCUUCAGGGCAUUUGACAGUAGGAAUAAUCUUCUUGUCACAGACGACAGUUGGAAUUGUGGGCAAUUUCGUUCUUCUUUAUCAUUACGUGUCCGUUUACCACACUGAACGCAGGCUGAGGUUCACCCGUUUGAUUCUCAUGCACUUGACUAUAGCCAACUCCUUGGUCAUUCUCUCUGAAGGAGUCCCCCAGACAUUGGCAGCUUUGGGAUUGAAAUCUUUUUUCACUACAUUUGCAUGCAAACUUUUUUUGUACGUUCAGAGAGUGGGCAGGGGGUUGUCCAUUAGCAGCACCUGCCUCUUGAGUGUCUUCCAGACCAUCACGAUCAGCCCGAUGAACUGCUAUUGGAAGGAUCUUAAAGUCAAAGCCCCAAAAUAUGUUGGCUUCUCCAUUUUCCUCUGCUGGAAUCAUUAUGCAUUUAUAAAUUUAGUGUUUCCUCUGUAUGUGUUAUAUAUGCCUAGCCAAUGGAGCACCAAAAACAUCACACAGGAAGGAGAUUUGGGGUACUGUUUUACUAUCCAUCAGGAGGCAAUGACAGUCCUACUCUAUGCAGUGUUGAUAGUAGUCCCUGAGGUUUUAUUUUCUGUUCUCAUGAUCUGGGCCAGUGGCUCCAUGGUCUUCCUCCUGCACAGGCACAAGCAGCGGGUCCAGCACAUUCACAGCACUAAUGUCUCCCCCAGAUCCUCUGCUGAGUCCAGAGCCACUCAGAGCAUCCUUGUCCUGGUGAGCACCUUUGUGUCUUUCCACUCCCUCUCCUCCAUCUUUCAUGUUAGUGUUGCUUAUAUUGAUAAUCCCAGUUUGUGGCUGGUGAACACUGCUGUGGUGAUCUCUGUGUGUUUUCCAACUGUCUGCCCCUUUUUCAUUAUGAGCCGAGACUAUACUCUCCCCAGACGCUGCUUUUCCUGGAUACAAAACACAAAAUCCUGUAGUGUUACUGGGGAUAUAUAAAGUAUGUUUGUGCACAAUGUCGUUUUAUAUUCACUG